This is a messenger RNA of Phalaenopsis equestris, 921 nucleotides long. RefSeq lists its product as uncharacterized. NCBI's taxonomy places the organism in Eukaryota, Viridiplantae, Streptophyta, Magnoliopsida, Asparagales, Orchidaceae. The record is from RefSeq and is a predicted model, not a curated record. The coding region runs from base 1 to 921 and encodes 306 amino acids. The transcript has a single exon.
AUGGCCACACCAAUUGAUGUUAACAGUGAUGCUCAAUGGACCAGAGCUACUUAUGCUGGUGUUGUGGGAAGAGCUUAUGAUCUUCUUCAGAACCCUGAGAAAUUGAUUUUUCCACAAGAAUUCCAUGAUAAUGCUGUUGGAAAAAAUAAUUGUCCUUACAUCCAUCCACUUGGUUUCAAAGAUGGGGAGACAGCUGUUUAUUUCUCAAAUCAAGAUUUGCUCACUUUGAAGGAUGAAGUUAAGUUUACUUUAAUUGGUAAGUUUCAAUUUUGGCAUCCUAAGAUAGAACUUGUUAGGAAAUUCUUUGAAUCUCUUAACUUCAUUGGGGCUUGGAGAAUAAGACUCCUAGAUUGGAUACACCUUUUAAUUCAGUUGUCUGUAGAAGAGGAUUAUGCCAGAAUUUUUGCAAAGCAAUCUUUAGUGACUGCAGAAGUUACAAUGAAAAUACAAAAAUGGACUUCAGACUUUGAUCCAAGUAAAGAGCCUCCAGUGGUGCCUAUUUGGUAUAAACUUCCAGACCUUCCCCUCCCCUUCUUCAAGUUUAUUGCCCUUUUCAACAUUGGAAGGGCAUUGGGGACACCUCUUAAGGUGGACACUCCUACUUUCAACAAAGCUAGACUAGCUAUUGCUAGAAUACAGGUGGAAAGAGAUGUUACUCUUCCUGAGGUAAAAAGGAUAUGGAUUGGAUCUGAAAAUGAGGGUUUUUGGAAGGAAACUCUUGCUGAACAAAAGCCUUACUAUUGCCAACAUUGUAAAAUGUUUGGCCAUAUUUUGGAUAGAUGCUAUAGGCUUCACCCCCCUUCAAGAAAGACCUCUAAUGCUCAAGCUAAAGAGACACAUGUUGACAGUGAACAAGUGACAAGAACUGCCAAUGCAGAAGUUCCUACACGGGAGGGAGCUUGUCUCAAGAAUUGCCAUUGA